Uloborus diversus is the source of this 4267-nucleotide messenger RNA. RefSeq names its product solute carrier organic anion transporter family member 74D-like. The coding region runs from base 1 to 1986 and encodes 661 amino acids. Gene Ontology annotation, biological process: sodium-independent organic anion transport; transmembrane transport. The record is from RefSeq and is a predicted model, not a curated record. The transcript is spliced from 9 exons. Gene Ontology annotation, cellular component: membrane. Lineage: Eukaryota; Metazoa; Arthropoda; Arachnida; Araneae; Uloboridae. Gene Ontology annotation, molecular function: protein binding.
AUGGAUAAACAAUUAAGUGCUACAAAUAAAACAGAAGAAAAGUCUGGUGCUCAAGUGACAGAGAUGAACAUUGCAGAAAGUGUGGAAGAAAUGGAUGAAGAUACAGUUUGUGGUAUUGGAAAUUUUCAUCCAGGGUGGAUGCAACGUUGGGCAACUGGCAGAGUAUAUCUUGCCCUUUUUUCAACAAUUGGAGUCAUUCAGGGAAUGUAUUAUACGUACCGCAUAGCAGUUAUGACUACUUUAGAGAAAAGAUUUGCAUUUGAAACGAAAAUUAGUGGUGCUAUCAUGAUGGUAGAUGAAAUAACUCCUUUAUUCUUUGGCUUACUUAUUGGAUAUUUUGGCGGCAAGUACCAUCGACCUCGCAUGGUCACACUAGGAAUGAUGUUUUCUGUAGCCUGCUGCUUCAUCUCUGCCGUCCCAUAUUUUCUUUAUGGUAUAUCGGAGAAAUUUUCUUCGUCAGAUGAGAACAAAGAAAACUCUGAGAUGUGUUUGAAAGAGGCUGUUGAUUUGUGUGAUUCAGCCAGUAAAACGCCGACGAUUCCUGCAGUUCUAAUUUUCAUCCUGGCGAGCUUUUUGAAGGGAUUUGCUAAUUUAGCUUACCAUGCAAUUGGAUUAUCUUACCUGGACGAUAGUGCAAAAAAGAAAAACGCUCCUAUUUAUCUUGCAAUUGCUCACGCAAUGAGACUGUUUGGUCCUGCAUUAGGAUACCUAUUGGCUUCAACGUGUCUGAACUACUAUGAGGAUCCCUCAGUUGAUCCUGGAUUCGGACCAGAUGAUCCAAGGUGGAUAGGAGCGUGGUGGAUAGGAUUCAUUGUGCAAGGUGUUUUACUCUUUAUAUGUUCAUUACCUAUAAUGUUUUUCCCCAGGCGAUUGCCCGGAAAAAGGCAUGCUAAUUUGAAAAAGAACGCGAAAGAAAACGAAGGCUUAAAAGCAAAUUUGCUUGGGUUGCUAGGUGCUGUUAAACGACUAGGAACAAAUAGUUUGUAUGUGCUGAUAGUAAUGAAUGUUACUCUAUCUAUAUACGGAGGCAUUGGACAUUCUUUUACACUUCCGAAGUACAUGGAGCAUCAGUUUCGAAUGUCAGCUUCCGAUGCCAGUUUAUACUCAGGACCUCCAACAAUUGCUGCCGUCAUCUCAUCUUCUGUGCUUGGAGCUAUUUUAAUUUGGAAGUACAGACCAAAGGCGAAGAAUUUGAUUGCUGGAAUGGCUUUGACAGAAUUCCUCUCAGCUGCUUUUUUCCUCCUUUUCAUGAUUCCAUACUGUGGCGAUAUUGAGAUGAAUAGUUACGGCAGAGAUAAUAACGGAUUGAUUUUGACAGAAGAAUGCAAUGCGAAUUGUAAUUGCUCUAAAUCCACUUACAAUCCUGUUUGUGGUCCUGACGGUAAAACAACUUAUUUUUCUCCCUGUUUUGCUGGAUGUACAGUGGAGACAACUUUGCUUUCGAAAAAGGUUUUUACAAAUUGUUCUUGCAUUGCAUUCCAAGAUGGAGAAAACGGUUCGUUUGUGACUCCUGGAUACUGCAAAGAAGAAAGCUGUUGGUCCCAGGCGACAAUUUACGUAGUUAUGUUGCCGGUUCUGCACUCAGCGAUGAACAUUCUUAGAGUGGCAUACACACUGAUAUGCUUACGGGCUAUUGAUCCCGAAGAUAAAAGUGUUGCAUUGGGAACGUUUGAAAUGUUGAUAUGUCUUUUUGGUUUCAUACCUUUCCCUGUCGUAGUUGGAAGUAUUGUGGACACUGCCUGUUUGAUUUGGGAAGAAACGUGUGGCCAAACUGGGAACUGCUGGUUUUACGAUGUGCAUAUGUUUAGAACACUUGUACAUAUUUUAUCAGCCUUUUUCCAAUUCUUGUCUGCUUUGACUUUAGUGGUUCUUUGUUUCAAACAUAGCAAAUUGCGUGAUUUGUAUGAAGAAGAAGAUGACGUUGCAACUGAAAUGCAGCAAUAUUCCCCUAAACUUUUGAAAACGACUAAAGAUAUUGAAACUUGAAGAGACAUUGAAACUCUUGGGAGAAGAACUUUUUAUACCAAGAAUUUGUGUUCAAAAUUAAUAUUUUUAUAGCAUUUACAAUAUUUGAAUUUAGUUUUAAUAUGCGCAAUACAUAUCAUUAUUUCUCAGGUAGCACGCAAAGUUUAAGCGUUUUACAGACGUUUUAAAAUGGUUGUCACAACGUUGAUAGCGCUUAAAAACGUUUAUGACGCGAAGUAUGCCACAUGUAUUCAGUAUAAUAUCGAUGGCCAAAGGCAAAUAUCAAUUUUUUACACAUUCGAUUUAAAAUGUGCCAAUCAGUUUGAAACUUUUCCUUUAUCAUUGUACGUGGUUUAAUGAAAAGAUUUGAAAAAGGAAACUUGAGAAAAGUUUUAAAUGGAAAAUAAGUAUUUGAUUCACAUAGUUGAAUUUCUGUCACUGUCAUGAUUUGAUUUUCCUCAGUUUAAUUGACACUCAUAUAGUCUAACCAUUGAUGAGAUGGAAAGGCACAUAUCCGGGAUAUGAGCGGAAAUGGACGCAUCUAAUAGUUUUCAGGGUUGUCAGCUUUUGCAGAUGCAUGCUAGCCUCUGAAUUAGUCACAGUGAAAUGUAGAGAGCACGCGUAUCAAAUAUCUACUUUCCCCUCUCGUUCAGACAGACUCAUCUUAGCUGACGUUUGGCAAUUCCAUAUCAUCCGGGGUCAGACUGUAUACAAAAAUAUUAAUCUACAACAACGAGAAGUGCUGUUUUUGAUGAGAUAAUUGCUGUUGCAGGUUGCAGGCCUAGGUAAUGUUGUUACAGCGUCCGAAAAACUAAUGUAAAAAUACAAUUUUUUGAACGCUAAAAUAUGACAACAGUACUGAAGCAAUCUUCUGUUUUCCCAAAACCAGAGCUCGCAAGGGAGGCAGUAGAACUCCUUUUCGAGCUUCGGUUGGAAUUAUCAUCUUUGAUCCUCCUUCAAAUAGUUUCUUCAAAAUAGUAUACUAUUUUUAUUGGCUUCCAAAUAGCCUCCACUUAAAUCAAUAAAUCGUGCGUCAUGCUAGCAAGAGCAUGCUUUAGGCAGAUGGACGGAAGUGAAACUAUAUCUUACACUCAAAAACAUUAAUUUUCGCUGAAGAAGAAGAAGAGGGGAAAAAAACCCCCGAGAAAAACUUGUUCUAAAAAAUUCGUAUAACCUAUAGCAAAAAUAAUUUGUUACGGGAGAUCCGACAGAGUCUUGUAGUGGUUAAGAAACUGCCCUCACACUUCCAAAGGUGCAGGAACAAACUUGGCUCCAGUCGGUUGAUUUUUAAAAUGCAGAAAAUCGAUAGCAUCCAUGUCGCAUGAUAAUGCGGCAUGUUAAAGAAGACUCGAGUACAAAAUUAAAUUCCUAGUGCAAUUUUGCCACGGAUACAGACUAGGUGCCUCCAUCUAGUGGAGAAACUGAACGUAUAAAAUUCUCGUGGCAAUGGCCUCCCCCGAUAGUGGUGCUACGUGAAAGAGCGGAUGAUAUGCCGUUGGAUCGCACUAGGUCUGCAAAAGGCAGUGCCUCUACCUCAGCUUCAUUAGAAAGGACUAAAACAGGGUUUUUUUUUCUCUGAGCAAUCACGAAUUGCUUAUUGUUUUUACUGUCACCGGAUCCUUUACAAAACCACUGUCGAGCAGCCCGUGCAGGUGCUGUUGCCCCAGAAAGCAUCGGCUCCGUCAGCAGCACUGUCCGCCGGAAUCCGCUCCUCCCAGGCGGUUGGGACUAUAUCCUACACACCCUUACACACGCCUACAUGCAUACACACACGCACUCGUGAUUGCAAAAAAAAGCGAAAGUCAAAUUCACUAUGUCAUUUUUUCUCUCUUUUUGUUCUCUUUGUUCAUUGAAUAUCAUUGAUUUUUACUUCUGAGGACCUAUCUUUCUGAGACUUUUUUAUUUCUUAUUAAAGUUAUGUGAUUACUAAAAUUAGUACAUAUUUAUUCCCUUUUUUCAGAACAUGAACAAAUGUAGUUUAUAAAAUACUUGACAGAUGAAACAGUUCAUUUUCCUACAUAAUUGUCAUUUUUUCAUGUGUAUCAAUCAUUGUAAAUUUCUGUGCAUAUAAGCAUAUAGAACAAUGUUGAAAAUACCCUUUUCUGUUACUUGCUAUAGCGAGAAAAGGGGGGAAUGUGGUUAUUUGGUCUUUCCCUUUAGUUUUAAGUGACAGAUAUAUGAUUAUAUGCUUCCUUUCGAAAUUAAUACGUUUUUCCGCAUUAAAAAUAAUACAUUGUUCACAUAUUAUGUAUUUUAUCCUUCAACCUUUAGAUAAAAAUAUUGUAGUAAAAUAAAAGCCGUA